GAUGCGUUUGUGCUGCUGAUGUUGUAGGGAGGGGCAUGACGUCACAGGAGAGACCGGGAAAGGAGGCGAAUGGGGAGAAAGGAAGAGGGGGAAGGAGGAGAAGGGACACAGGAGAGAGGGAGAGCGGGGGGAAGACGCAUCAAAGGAAAACAAAGCAAAAAAUAAUGACAAUGAUAAUAAUCAUGACUCCUGUAAUUAACACUACGUCUCUUUGCACACCAUAAUGGCUCCACUGUUUACCUACACAGUGUGCCGCAAUAAAUGACGAGCCGCCCCUCGAAGUGCACUCCAGCUUGAGAGAGAUGUCAUCUCCAGGCAUGGGGACCCCCACAGACCCUCUCUUGGCCAGUCCAGGAGGGAGGUCAUCCUCAGCUCAGGAAGGCCUCUGGAGGACCACGCUGCCCAAGACGGCCAGCUUCCCGACAUCCACCACACGGCACCUCAGUCACAGAGCCAACAACUUCCAAAGACAGCCGAAGCGUAGGAAGCUGAUACGACCCUCACCGCCUCCCCCGCCCAACACGCCUUGUCCCCUGGACCAGCUAGACCUCAGCGAGCUUCCCCCCAGACGCACCUUCCAGGAGCUGCUCUUCAACGGCUGCAUCCUGUUCGGGAUUGAGUUCAGCUACGCCAUGGAAACGGCCUACGUGACCCCUGUUCUCCUACAAAUGGGCCUCCCGGAUCAGUUCUACAGCCUGGUGUGGUUCAUUAGUCCCAUUCUUGGAUUCCUUGUUCAGCCUCUUAUAGGAGCAUGGAGUGAUCGUUGCACGUCCCGGUUUGGAAGAAGGAGACCUUUUAUUUUUGCUCUGGCUGUAGGGGCUUUAGUGGGUCUGACCCUGGUUCUGAACGGACGAGACAUCGGGGGAGUCCUGGCCGACACGGCAUCAAAUCACAAGUGGGGAAUCAUCCUGACGGUGUGCGGCGUGGUCCUGAUGGAUUUCAGCGCCGACUCGGCCGACAACCCGAGCCACGCCUACAUGAUGGACGUGUGCAGCCCGGAGGAUCAGGACAGGGGGCUCAACAUUCAUGCAUUACUAGCAGGACUGGGAGGAGGAUUUGGCUACAUCGUAGGCGGCAUCAACUGGGACCAGACGCAGUUUGGGAGGUCCAUGGGGGGUCAGCUCAGGGUCAUAUACCUGUUCACCAGCAUCACUUUGGUGUUCGCCACCGCCAUGACUCUGAUGAGCAUUCCCGAGAGGCCGUUACCAAAGAGCCAACCAAACAGAAACUCCAGUAAGAACCAUCUGAAAAGCCCCAGCCUCCCUCUGCCUCCGUCUCCUCCCGUCCCCCCUGGAGCCGGUCUGGGGCUGGACGAAGAGGACGAGGAUGGACUUUACAGCUACAGCUUUCCAAAGUCUCAUCAAGGUAAUUCUGACCCCUUGGCUCACUCUUGCAGCGCCAGUGCACGCCUGUGUGCCGGCCUCACCAGCCCCAUAUCGCCCCUGAGUCCCCUCACUCCAAAAUAUGGCAGCUUUAUAAGCAGGGACAGCUCACUCACUGGCAUCAAUGAGUUUGCAUCUUCGUUAGGAACCUCCUACAUAGACAGCGUGCUUAUAGACUGCUACACAGGCCAGCAGACGCCUCCAAACCUGGCUUCAGGCUCCACUGCCAUGCCCCUGCCUACAGGAGAAUCCCCUCCCUCUGAGAAGGCGGGUAACCCCCCUGCAGGGCAGACCGAGGCUGAUGGGGGGUCCCAUCCAGCUGAAGAGGCUCAGGAGGCAGAGGGGCCUCAGACCAAGGGAGAUGCACAAACUCAAGGCGCUCCUGCGGACACAGCCGGGUCUCAGUCAGGGGGCGGGCUGCACCGGGGAUCCUCUGCUGGGAUCCUGAAGAGGCCUCAGAGUCUGGCGCUGAUGGAGGAGCCCACGGCGACGCAGAUUGUUGGGCUGGAGAACGGGCGGAGGAGAACAGUGACUUUCAGCCAACAGGUGGCAAAUAUUUUGCUAAACGGAGUGCGAUACGAGAGCGAUCUAAGUGAAAAUGUGGAGACAGGAGAAUCCCAGAUGUCCAUGAAGCUGCUGUGUAUAGCCAUCUACAGAAUGCCUCCCUCUCUGAGGAGCUUAUGCACUAAUCAUUUUUUAGGCUGGUUGUCAUUUGAAGGUAUGCUGCUCUUCUACACCGACUUCAUGGGUGAGGUUGUGUUUGAGGGAGACCCCAAAGCGCCGCACGACUCUGAAGCUUAUCAGCGUUACAAUGCUGGCGUCAGCAUGGGCUGCUGGGGCAUGUGCAUCUAUGCAUUCAGCGCUGCUUUCUACUCAGCCAUAUUGGAGAAACUAGAGGAACGUUUCUCCCUACGCACUCUUUAUUUUUUUGCCUACUUGGCAUUUGGUUUGGGCACAGGCCUUGCAACGCUAUCCACCAACCUCUAUGUGGUGCUUUCGCUCUGUGUCACCUAUGGCGUGCUCUUCUCCUCUCUGUGUACGCUGCCUUACUCUCUGCUGUGUGAAUACUACCAGAGCCCUCAGUUUUGCGGCUCGUCCGAAGAGGGGACCAGACGCGGGAUGGGGGUGGACAUCUCUCUGCUCAGCUGUCAGUAUUUCCUGGCACAGAUCCUCGUCUCUGUGGCGAUGGGACCUCUGACCUCACUGGUGGGCGGGGCUCAGGGGGUGAUGUACUUUGCAAGCCUGAUGUCAUUCGUGGGUUGCCUGUACUCCUCCCUCUGCGUGGUGUACCAGCUGCCCCCCCCUGAGGGUGAGCCCCCCGAAAGCGAGACCCAGCCGUUACUGGCGCACAUUUAGCAAAGCCUCUUCAUUCACUUUACCCUCACAAGAAAAAAAAAAAAACACACAGAACGCCACGCGCUCCCAUACCGUCGCUCGGUGUGCGAGUGCGUCUACCUCCGUAGCGAUGAUAGUGACAGACACACUGCACAUCCUGCCACACACUGUUUCAGCACAGCUUCACAGAUUUUACACUAAUCCGCACUGCUCUACUCAGAGCCAGACAGACAGACAGACAUUGGCCACAACUCCAACAAGCAUAAACAUAACCAGUGUUCCUACAGUGUGUGUGCCCAUGCUUUCUUUCCUGAACUUUCUGCAAAUGAAUGUGACGUCGUCUGUGAAUGUGUGUGUGAUUGAGCUGAGCUCUGUUUGUCUGAUUCCGUACUGCAUCGUUUUGGUGCUGCCUGUUUUUUUUUUUUUUUUUGGUGUUUAGGAUCACAGUGUGAAUCAAGCUAACCACAGCUUUUUCCCUCUUUUCUUUCCUUUGAUCAGUUGCCUAACAUCUGCAUGAGCUGCUGCAGUGUGGUCUCUCAAAGAUUUUUUUGUUUUUUGGUCACGAGGCCUAACUAAUGUCUACCUGCCUGUUUCUCUGAGUUAGAGUACUAAUAACACACUUCAGCAGGAUUUUCUUCACUGAAAGUGCUGCCAGUGGCUGUUCACACUGUUAAAAUUCACAUAAAUCUAAGAGCUUUUUCAGGACAACAAUUUUUUAAUAUUCACCAGAAUACUGAGUGAAGUGGUGGCCAAAGGUUUUGUGACUGAAGUUUCUUUAUUCUACAAACUUUAUUCAAUGUUGUUUGAUCCUUUAGUCAGAUGUUUAUGUUGUUUACUGAAGUUUCAAAGGGUUAUAAUAUUUUACAUUGAGUUUUGAUCCAUGCAGCAGUUUCUUAUUGCUUUUGCCUUAAAACUGUCAUCCAUUCUGGUAGAUUUAUGGCAGUGUUUUUAAACCAAAAUGUGACUGUUCACCUUUUCCCCGUUAGAAAAGUUGUAUUUUUUCCAGAUGCCCCUAAUAAUCCUUAUGGGUCUUUAUCUGAGAAUUUCACUUUAGCCCAGAACCCUGCAGUCCAGACGGUAUAUUGUGCAGAAUCUCAGCCUGUCCUUGUUGUAUUUGUUUGUCAGUUGUCACUGCUGUGCUGUCCGUCUGAAACCCGGCAAGAGUCCAAUACUAUAACUUCUCAUUCAAAAAACACUCGAGCCUUUUCAUAGCUAUUCCUGACUGAGCUCUCCAGUGGUGGUAAUACAAUACCCUCCUUGCCGCAAAAGGCAAGGCAAAAGACUAAAAGUUGGAUGAGAAACUCAAAUUUGCCUGCUUGUCAUUCAUUCCUGAGCAAAAUAUACAUUGUUGGCAACCCCCGUCCCUUAAAGCUACAGAAUGUAACUUUUACAAAAAUAUGUGUUUUACAUAUUUGUUCAAACUGUCAUCAUGUCGUGACAGUAUAGUAUGAGACAGAUAGUCUGUGUAAAGAGAAAGGUCCUCCUCCUAGUGCUAGUAUUGACCUCUGCAAAAACCAAUCAGAGCACUGUCAAUCAUGUACGCGCUGCUCAAUGUGCUAAUGGUGGAGAAACAACUUACAGAAAAACAGUUUAUCCACCAUUAUCAGUAGUCAUGCUAACUAGCCUGAACAUUGGUGGCUAGCUGCAUGCGUAGCAGAAAGAAAAGGGGAGGAUGUGAAGGAUGUCGAAGAUGAUUGACAGCGCUAAGACCCUCCCCUGGCUCUGAUUGGUUGUUUCUAAUGGAACAGUGUAGCUGUGCAGAUGGCAGCAGGGAGAAGGCAGAGGAGCUUGAUUUUUUUUUUCACAUAUCUGGUUCAAACCAUACUGUUACGACAUAGCGACAGUUUUAACAAAUAUGUAAAAAAAACCAAAAAAAAAACCUUUUUUUAUAGAAAAGUUACAUACUGCAGCUCUAAAUUUUGAGAUUGGGGUUGCAAUUUUUUAAGUGCUUUGAGACCACAUUUGCUGUGAAUUGGUGUUUUCACAAAUGGUCGGUUUGGCUUGUCUAGCAGCAAUAUAUUUUGCAAGUAAUUCUUUAUAUCCAAAGCACUUAAUAUUUCCUUAAAGAUUAACAAAAGAUUUUAUGUGAAACAAUAAUUUUCUUUUAAAACAACAAUCUUGCUGUUCUGAUUCAGAUAGAAUCACAAAGUGAUGACUUUAAUAACAAUUUCUUCAGGAAAGUAAAUAUUUAGGGCUCCUGGUAACAUCCUAGACUCCGUGCAGAUUGCCACCACAAACACUGGGGCAGUAACGGUUGAGUCAGUCUUAAAACUUUUGGCCACAACUUUACAUGUUUCUACGAUGGAGUAUUAGGGCCACAGUAGGAAAAUAUGAAAAAUUAAAUUGCAAAUAAAGUCAUAAUAGAAUACACUCGUAUGAGAAUAAAGCCAUAAAAUUACAAGAAUAGACUCAUACAAGGAUAAAGUCAUAAUAGUUUAAGAUAAAGUCAUAAUACUACAAGAAUAAAGUUGAAGUAAGACAAGAAGAAAGCCGUAGUAUUACGACUUUACAAAGUCAUACUAUUAUGGCUUUAUUCUUGUAAUAUUAUGACUUUAUCUCAAAAUAUUAUGACUCUUUUUCUUGUACAAGUUUAUUCAUGAUAUAUUACAACUUUUUUCUCAUAAUUUUAUGACUUUGUUCUAGUUAUUUUAUUUUUCCUUCGUAUGGCCCUAAUACUUGGUUGUAUUUUCCCAUAGUUUAGGAGGGCUUUGCACUGUGCAUUUUAGCAGCAAUACAUAUAUUUCUAUUAGUCUGGUCUACAAUUAAGACUUUCACACUGAAUUUUGAGUCAAUUCCAGCUAAGAAUGGAGUCAUCAGAUGACUCGCAGUACUUUAACAGACCCAGAGAACAGUGUUGUGGGUCCUCACUAAGCCACGUUACAGCUCUCUGAGCCGUCAACGUACUCCCGGCCAUUCCAUUGUAAUAAUGACAGUGAUUCUUGUCAUUGUCAGGAAGAGGAGAAGUUGAAACUGGGGUGUGAAACCAAGCAAAACAGAGGAACGGCAAACAGAGAGAAGACUCAUGUGGACUGUGGGACGGACGGCGU
Xiphophorus couchianus (Monterrey platyfish) is the source of this 5764-nucleotide messenger RNA. RefSeq names its product solute carrier family 45 member 1 (gene slc45a1). Gene Ontology annotation, biological process: transmembrane transport. Gene Ontology annotation, molecular function: sucrose:proton symporter activity. The transcript is spliced from 9 exons. Lineage: Eukaryota; Metazoa; Chordata; Actinopteri; Cyprinodontiformes; Poeciliidae. Gene Ontology annotation, cellular component: membrane. Bases 303 to 2738 code for a protein of 811 amino acids. The record is from RefSeq and is a predicted model, not a curated record.